AUGGGCUGUGUGGCAGGGAAACCAGGAGACCAGAAGGGGCUAGAGACCACGGGGGGCCAGAGGGCACUGGAAACCAUAGCGGAGCAGAGGGUAGAGCCGGCGAUGGAUCCAGACAGCAUGGUGAAUCAGGAGACAAAGGCUGAGCCGGUGGUGGGUUUAGUGUGGCAUGGCUUGACGAGACAGAGCAUGGAGCAUGGCCUGGCGAAACAAGGUGUGGAGCAGGAGACCAGGGCGGAUCAGGAGACCAAGGCUGAGCCAGUGGUGGGCUUGGUGUGGCAUGGCCUGGCGAGACAGGGUCUGGAGCAGGAGACCAGUUUGGAGCCAGAGGCCAGAGAAGUGGCUCCAGGAAUUGAGCGGGUCUGGCGGUUCGGGUGGCAGCUCCAGGAAGGGAGCAGGUGGGCUCCUCUUCCCGCAGUGCCUGUACUGGCAGCCAAAUGCCAGUACAGGCACAAGACUGAAGGACAGCUCAACACCACCGACUCUAGAAGAAACUUGGCCACAUCCAGAGCUCGAGUGACUGCAGCAUCCAGAUCUCUGCCUCCACAACUGAACAGCGGCAGAAAUAAGUCUCCUAAAUACCUGUUAAAGGUGGACACCAUGGAAAUGAUGCGUCACCCAGAGGAAACCACUAACAUGAGGAGACAGACUGUGGCGUCGUACUUCAGAUACUCUCUCAUGGACCUGCUGUCAAAGAUGGUUGUUGGUACUCCUCAUUUCGUUCGCUGUAUCAAACCCAACGAUGACCGUCAGGCUCUGCGCUUCAGUAAAGAGCGUGUGAUGGUGCAGCUGCGGUACACUGGAAUCCUGGAGACUGUCAACAUCCGGCGACAGGGCUACUCUCACCGCAUUCUCAUUAACGAGUUUGUUCACAGGUAUUACUAUCUGGCCUUUCGUGCUCAUCAGAUGCCAGAAGGCAGUAGAGAGAAUGCCAUCUUUAUACUGCAGAGAGCCAAACUCGACAACUGGGUUCUAGGCCAGACCAAGGUGUUUUUAAAGUACUAUCACGUGGAGCAGCUCAAUCUGAUGUUGCGAGAUGUGAUCGCGUGGGUUGUGUUAAUGCAGGCCUACAUCAAGGGCUGGUUGGGAGCUCGACGCUACCGCAGAGAGAGAGAGAAACGACACAAAGGGGCAAUUGUCAUACAGUCAGCUUGGAGGGGUUACGUGGUCCGUCAGAAUCUGAAGCUGACAAAGAGAGAGCGCAAGCAGGCCGCUGUGCAGAUUCAGUCAGCAUACAGAGGGUAUAGGGUCAGGAAAGACUACAAACAGAGUCGACAAUGGAAUGGACAAGGCACAUCAGAAAGAAGCUCUACCAAUCAGAUCCUGGAGGAGAAGGUUGGACAUAAAGACACAGUCAGUACAGACAACAGGUCCAGUGACGUGCCUGUGCUGAAAACAGACAGACAGAAUGGCAGAAAAGAGAGAGACAGGCCUGCACUGAGCAAACAAGGUAAAAAAAACUCACACUCGCCAUAA
Molecule: messenger RNA, 1473 nt
Organism: Xyrauchen texanus (razorback sucker)
Lineage: Eukaryota; Metazoa; Chordata; Actinopteri; Cypriniformes; Catostomidae
Product: myosin-IIIb-like
Exons: 12
Coding region: 1-1473 (490 amino acids)
Cellular component (GO): myosin complex
Molecular function (GO): protein binding; cytoskeletal motor activity; ATP binding
Source: RefSeq, a predicted model, not a curated record